Messenger RNA from Daphnia carinata, 1780 nucleotides. RefSeq names its product nuclear cap-binding protein subunit 3-like. The record is from RefSeq and is a predicted model, not a curated record. The transcript is spliced from 5 exons. NCBI's taxonomy places the organism in Eukaryota, Metazoa, Arthropoda, Branchiopoda, Diplostraca, Daphniidae. The coding region runs from base 101 to 1564 and encodes 487 amino acids. Gene Ontology annotation, cellular component: nucleus; cytosol. Gene Ontology annotation, molecular function: mRNA binding; RNA 7-methylguanosine cap binding.
AUGUAACAUUGUUUCAGAAAGCUUGACUUGGACCUUUUGUAAUUUCAUUUGACAGUUUGUUCCGUUUAUUAUAAAUCAGCAUAAGUUACUUACGUCAAUCAUGGAAACUGAAAAUAUUGACAUGAUGGAGGAUGGAGAAGUUGAUGAAGCCACAGAGGCGAGCUCAAAGCGCGAAAGAAAAGUUUCAGAAAGCAUGAGAAAUUCGUUUUCUUCAUUAGAUGAAGAGAAACUAAAGAAAAGAGCUGAAAGAUUUGGAAUUGACGCUGACUCUACAAAGGUGGCACCAGUUACAAAAGAUCAAAUGAGAGAUUUAUAUGAAAGCUUGGAAAUACCUGCAGAAGAAAUAAAAAUUGUUUUGGAAUCUGAUACAAGUGAGCCUGUUACCCAUGUUUCAAAUCACCGAUUUGAAGCAAUUCAUUUGAGAGGCACAGAAGAAAUGAACACCCAAAAUGUCUUUGAUUAUUUCAAGGGAUAUGCACCUGCUUCCAUAGAGUGGAUUAAUGAUUAUUCUUGUAAUGUGGUAUGGCUAGAGCCCUGGCAAGCUGCUAGAGCAAUUCUUGAACGCUCGAGCCGUAGUGUCAUCGUUCAACCCACGAAAACCAAUGUAGAAGGAGAAACUAUGGACCAUGAGCAGGCCGUCGGUGAACCUGAAGCAGCAGUUCCCAUUCCAACUCCACCUGGAAUUUGGCGAUUAGGUUUCGAAUGCCAGCAUGCCAAAGCUUUAGUUAUGCGCUUCGCCACAAGAGCAGAUCGCAAGAUUAAAGGAGCUGAACGAUUAAGCCAUUAUUACCGUAACCAUGGCAAUCCCAACUACGGUGGAAUGGCUGGUCUCAUCAGUUCCUCUCGCAAACGUCGCUUCCAUGGUAAACCUGACCCUACCGAACAGGUUGAUUCAAAAAAUCCUUGGGGAUCUCUUGCUGAAGAAUGGGGAGCUAGUGAACCUGCUGAAACAUGGGAAACAAAUGAGCCAGCUACAGUAUGGGGAGUAAACGAACCAGCAGCAAAUUGGGAGCGAAGAAUUGAAGGAAAACGCGUAAUUGGAACUGGAUUGCCUUCAGCACUAGUGCGGCGAUUGGGACACCAACCACCCCGUCCAUCCCCAUCGAGAUCAAGAGACACAGAAUCCGAUGCUUCUGAUGGCUGGGCAACAACUGACAGCGAAUCAGGCUCACGUAGUAGCCAGAGUUCUAAUCAAGAGGCUGGGCGUAGCAAAAAGAAACGCAUACGAAUGCGAAUGUAUGCGGACGACGAGGAAGAAAGAAAUCGAAAAAAGAUUUUGAAUUCACGGCUGGUGGACACCAGCGAAGAAAAAAACGGCCAAUCGAGUAAAGUUCGAACUUCUAGACCAGUACAUACAAGGCUGGGACCAAACGUCGAUAUUUCGCCAUCGAUCGUUUCUAAACGUACUGAUCUGCGUUCCAGACUUGGGUCUUCUGCCUCUACAGCGCUAGUUGAUUCAGUCGUCCUUCAUGGGACGCUUGUACCAGCUGGUGAAGCCCAAUUACUCGAAAAUGCCAAAAUGGAUUUGAGAAGCAAAUUACAAAGUCGAUUGGGAACGAAAUGAAGUGAUCAGCACAGUUUAUAAUUGUGUCACACUCGUUAUAUCCAAUUUUUACACCUCUUGCCCCAUUUUCUGCUAUCGUCGAUUUUCAUGAAUUAAAUGGUAUAUUCGGAAUUUAUUGGAAGCAAUAUAACAUGAGUAAAGUGGAAUUAAAGGAAUGAAAAAAAGAGCUACAACUUCAGUUGUGUAUAAUGAAUAAACCUUUCAUUCUCUUUUUUA